Messenger RNA from Vicia villosa (hairy vetch), 2429 nucleotides. RefSeq lists its product as uncharacterized. The transcript has 5 exons. Bases 154 to 1521 code for a protein of 455 amino acids. The record is from RefSeq and is a predicted model, not a curated record. Lineage: Eukaryota; Viridiplantae; Streptophyta; Magnoliopsida; Fabales; Fabaceae.
ACGAAAAACCAUUACUGUUUCUUCGCCGUUGAGAUUUGAACCAAGGAACGAAGCUGCAAAACCCUAAACCCUCUCUCUCUGAUCACAGAACCAAGCCUCACAUGAAAGCUGGAGUUGCAGAAAAUCUCAUCGAAGAACAGCGCAGUCGUCAAUAUGAGAAAGAAGCUUCUCAUCUCACGCUCCUCCCUCCGCUCAAUUCUCAACGUCACUCCCAAAUCCAAUCACUUGUCCAUUGAGGUAUGUGAUUCGGUUGGAUCAUCAAAGUUGCAAUGGCAUGGAUGGUCACAUGCUGCUGCUUGUGUUCCUUCAGAAGCUUCGGAUACGCCCCAGAAAAGUGGACUGAGGGUUCCGAAACAUGAACGGAGAGCUAUGGUGGAGUCUUUUGUGAAUAAGUAUCGAUCAGAGAAUGCUGGAAAACUCCCAGCAAUAAAACGUACCCAGAAAGAAGUUGGUGGCAGUUAUUAUGUUAUUCGGGAAAUCAUUCAGGAACUAAAAUACAAAUCCGAAAUGAAACCCUUAAACAACAUUGAUGAGAUAUCAGUGGCAAAGCUAUUUGAUGAAAGUAAACUUAAAACUGCUGAAUCUGUUGAUGUUUCAUCCGUUAAAAUUAAGAAAGUCAAAGAUGGUCCUAUCCAAGAUGAUUUUCAGUCGGAACUUUUAGAUGGCAAAAAGAAUGUCAACCUUAGUUGUGAACUUCUUGAAGAAAAGGAAGGGCCACAGACUUCCUCUUGGAAGGGAAGGUUGUCUGAAGCCGAAGUCAUUUCUACACCAGAUGAUCAUUGCACCACAUCCGACAGCAAUAUUUUGGAAAAACAUUUUAAGGACUUCUCAAGUCCCCAGUUGGCAAACGAUGUUAAGACUGAGGAAGCUGUCUCUAGUUUUUCUGACUCUGUUGCACUAGAAAGUCAGUUGAUACAAUUGGAAGCAGAACAUUUCAGUAGGGACCAUGGAUCUGAAUUUGUUGACAUGGAAAAUCAUAAAAAAAUAGAGGAACAAUCCAUUAAGAAAGCAAGUUAUGAUAGAAGGGAGCAACCUGCUUUGGAAGACAUGUCUGGUGAAGCUUUCCAUUCUAGUCCUCAGGUGUCUAAUGAUGUCAAGAGUGAUGAGGCUGUAUCUAGUUGCCCUUCUGAUUAUGAUGCACCUGAAAGACACCAACUGAAAAAAGAAAUAGAGCAGGCUUCUGCUCCAAUAAUUGCACAAUCUGGCAGUAGUAGCAGCAAAGAUCAGAUCCAUGAUUCUAAGUUUGUAGAUAUUAAAAAUCAUCAAACAAAUGAAAUCAAAAGUCUUGAGAAAGCAGGACUUGAGAGAAAAGUGCAAGAUGGCGCACAAGACAAUCCUGGUAGGGGUAGUGCAAAGCAUAAAAAGGAGCAAUCUCAAGAGUCUUUGGAAUUGGAUGAGUCGAAAAUUGAUAGCUCUAACAAGAGGGAGAGAAGCGUUGCAGUUGCUUCAAACAAAUCAAAUUUGUGGGGAAAUCUGAAGUCAUUUGCAGAUGGCAUCUUAAAUAUCUGGAGAAAGUUAUGAAUAUGCGCGAACUUAUGUGGUGCCAGCUUAGCUUGCAGGCAGUUCAGUAUGUUUGCACAACUUUGACUGUAUGCACAACUUUGACUGUAUGCACAACUCUUUUCAAUCUGGCAUCCUUCAACAUCUAGCCAUGUUUCUUUUGUGCUCCAGCUUGCUAUACUUUUCUGUUUCAAAUGGACCACAUUUGCAAGAGUUUAUAGUUCUACUAUUCCAUUACCCCUAUUUAGGGUAAAAUCAAAAUCUGGAGUCCCAAUAAAGUAAUUAUCCUCCCAUUGUAAAUGAUUUGUGAACAAUAGAAAAGGAAAUGCAUGAUAUUGCAAUUAAGAUAUAAAUCUCCUACUCAAAUUGCGUUCAUGGAUACGAGUCUGAGCAGAUAAGAAGGAAGAUGUGAAGGUUGCAAAGUAGCCAAGGUUAGUCCUUACAUUUACGAUUUUGUAUUAUGGAGAGCAUUCAAAGAAAAUGUUCAACUCGAGAAUAUGACCGAUUUUCAAGGAAUGCAAUUUUUGUUUGUCUCAUGAAGACUCACAGAGAAACCAAAGAUGCUAUGCUUUUUUAACUUCCACAUUAAUCAUAAUGAUUGCUUAUCAUCCUAAUUAUAUACUUAUAUUCUGUGCAAACAUGGAAAGCAUGAGCACUAUUUUCUGUGGUUAGAAACUACUGUUACUUUGGGGGCUAAAUCACAAGUCAACAGAGAUGAUGAUGUGGUAUACUGCUUAUAUUGGUCACUUUGUACAUUCACAUUAAAAACUCUCAAUUAUUUUGAAACAUUGCCAGAUUAGAAUGUGAUGUCCUACAUUUAUGUUUGGACUGCCGACCAUGUGUUCGACUUACAUGUUGCUGAAUGUGUGGUGUAUGACUUGGUUAACCUUCGAUUAUCCUGUUAUAAUAAUUAAUAUAUCUAUAUUUUA